Messenger RNA from Parnassius apollo (apollo), 1290 nucleotides. Lineage: Eukaryota; Metazoa; Arthropoda; Insecta; Lepidoptera; Papilionidae. The record is from the annotation of a GenBank genome assembly.
AUGUUUUCGAAGGAAUAUUUAUACAUACUUUUAUUAUUAAUCUUGCUCCAAAAACUAUUCAAAAACAAAAAAGCAAAAACAUCAAGAGAACUGAAAUUGCAACAAGGAUAUCCUUUAAACUCUCUUCUUAACUUUACCGAGCUAGCUACUAAAUAUGGGUACGCAUCUGAACAGCACACUUUAACCACAGAUGACGGUUACAUUCUGACAAUGUUUAGAAUAACCAGAGGAAAAAAUUGUCAUGGACCAAUAAGAGACCCACCUGUGUUACUCAUGCACGGCUUACUCAUGAGCUCUGAUAGUUGGAUGGAUGCAGGCCCUAAGGCUGGAUUAGCAUACCUCAUAUCUGACUUGUGUUAUGAUUUAUGGGUUCCCAAUAUAAGAGGAAAUUACUACUCAAAGAAGCACAUUAAACUCGAUCCGGAAAAAGAUCACGAAUACUGGGAUUUCUCUACUAUAGAAUUCGCUUACUAUGAUAUACCAGCUUCAAUCGAUUAUGUGCUAAAUUACACUAUGUCGGAAAAGAUCAAUUACGUUGGAUAUUCGCAAGGUGGAAGCACCUUCCUUAUAAUGAAUUCUGAGAGAACGGAAUACCACGACAAAAUUGGAGUGGGUAUUCUUUUACAACCUGGCUCAAGACAAAUUUACACAAGAUCACAGCUAUUAAGACACUUUACAUACGCCUAUCAGAUCAAUUUAACUUAUUUAUAUAAAAUUGGAAUCUAUGAAGCUCUUCCCCUAGGUGGUAUUGUACAAAAGGUUGCUGCAUUCCUAUGCAAGAAUUACAUAAUUGCAGAUACUGUUUGUAGAAAUUUCCUGAGCAUCAUUGACUCCUUCCACCCAGGCUCUGUAGAGACCGAAACAAUACGUGUGCUCAUGGGUCAUUUUCCUGCUGGAACAUCGGUAAAGAAUAUGGCGUGGUACGGUCAAGCUAUGAACGUUGAUGUGUUUCAGAAAUUUGACUAUGGACCGUCCAAGAAUUUGCAAAUGUAUGGCACCGCUGAGCCACCCCCUUUCAACCUCAGCGCUGUAACAGUACCUGUUGUCGUUAUUCAUGGAAGAAAUGAUUUUCUGACUUCACCAGCAGACACAGAUUGGUUGACCAAUCACUUGCCCAAUGUACUCGAGGAUUAUUACGUUGUUGAUCCACUUUGGAAUCACUUUGAUGUAACUUACAGUCAUUUCACUGCUAAAUCCAUUUUACCCAAAAUUAAGGAAUAUUUAGAGAAGUAUAGUCAAAUUAGAGAGAUGUGUUUGGCCAAAACACAAACGAUAAAUAAAUACAAAUAG